Anopheles coluzzii is the source of this 1434-nucleotide messenger RNA. RefSeq names its product knob-associated histidine-rich protein-like. The transcript has 3 exons. The record is from RefSeq and is a predicted model, not a curated record. NCBI's taxonomy places the organism in Eukaryota, Metazoa, Arthropoda, Insecta, Diptera, Culicidae. The coding region runs from base 1036 to 1419 and encodes 127 amino acids.
CAGACGCGUUUCAACAGCGAACCGGUACGGAUUUACCAUCCCCGAUACGCAAGUCGCCGAGCCCGCUAACGGAACCUGUGUAUUUGCGCGCGCGUGUAUACGCAAAACUCCCGAAAUAAGGAGCAAACGGGCAGAGUUGGACGAACCACUACAAAACCGAAUCAGAUAUACAGUAAAAGUGUGUACGAGCGAAAAACCGAGAGACGUAAAAAAUAAGAAACAAAAAAAAUACAGAAGCAACCCACAGCAGCAGUGCAUGGAGUUGAAAAUGGAUAGGAAGAUCAGAAACCAUCAGUGACCGAUUCCGGGCAGAUCGAGAACAACGCGAAACUGUUACUUUUUGUCGCCGCUUUGUUCCCCUAGAACAGUGGAAAAUAUAUUUAGGUGUGAAAACAAAGUUUUUUUUUGUGAUAAACUUUCCAAAUCUGAAGUGUUUCUCUCAUUGGAAAUUAUUCAUUCUGGUGGAAAACGUGCGGGCCCGGAAAAGUGUUUGUGUUACUUUCUCGUCGGCGAAUGAGUCAAACACAUUGUGACACAUCAAAAUGUACCACGGUUUUUAAGUGCCCAAAAUUUCAAAGUGUUCAGCAAAAGAUAAGAUUUUUAAACGUACCCACGCAAAAGUGAUGUCGCUAAGGUGUGCCCAAACAUAGCAGCAGCGACGAGAAAAACAUACUACAAACACAAACGCAUACCGCAACGGCAGCAAGGAAAACAUUAUUUCACUUUCGCCGCGCAGAAAAAAAACCUACAGCUCCUUUCCGUACCUAACCGUUUACAUACCGGAACACUUCGAAGCAGAACCGGUGCAACUAUAUUGCUUGUACACAGUCAGCAGCGUUGCAACGCCGAAGUGGAAUAGCGUUUUCCCUUUCAGUGCUCCAACCGUCAGCAGUCUUCGUGGACAACGUGUGUCCGUCCGUCUCUCGUUGCCCGCCCGCCCAUCCCGUUCUCAACUGCAUCGAACCCGUGAGAGACAGCUGAUGAUGGUUCUUUGUUGUUUUGGAUUGAUGCUUUGAACAACAAAGCUUUAAUAAAAUGGGCCAGGAGAAAUCUUUGCCCUCCAGAUGUACCUCCGCACAUGACUACCAUCAUCACCACCAUCAUCAUCACCAUCACCAUCACCACACGAGCUCGUCCACCUCCUCCACGACCUCGUCCGCUGUGCCGUCCCGCUCACCGUCCACCGCUUCGACGACAUCGUCCGCUUCGUCCGCAUCGGCCGCUUCCUCGUACAAAAGCGUCGAGCGGCAGACCAAGUACCUCAACGAGCAUCUGUACAUCAAGUCCUAUCUGGACAUUGAGGAGGAGGACCGCAACGCAAAGCUGCUGUUCCAGAAGGUGCGCCCCGGUGGCAUACGCAACUACACGCCCAAGAUACUGUCCGAAAACCCGAAGCAGGAUUUGGAUGUUUGGAUCUAGCGACGGUUGCAGCUA